This is a messenger RNA of Camelus dromedarius (Arabian camel), 2532 nucleotides long. It is a transcript of the gene WTIP, whose product is annotated as WT1 interacting protein. Gene Ontology annotation, biological process: cytoskeleton organization; positive regulation of miRNA-mediated gene silencing; response to hypoxia. The transcript is spliced from 8 exons. Gene Ontology annotation, molecular function: transcription corepressor activity. Gene Ontology annotation, cellular component: transcription regulator complex; adherens junction; nucleus. The record is from RefSeq and is a predicted model, not a curated record. NCBI's taxonomy places the organism in Eukaryota, Metazoa, Chordata, Mammalia, Artiodactyla, Camelidae. The coding region runs from base 73 to 1365 and encodes 430 amino acids.
UGCGGCGACGCGGCCGGAGCGGCGGCGGGAAGCGGAGGCGGAGGUGACGCGCCGGGGCCGGCGGGCCGGGCCAUGCAGCGCUCCCGGGUGGCCGCGGACGAGGCGGCUCUACUCCUAGCCGGGCUGGCCCUGCGGGAGCUGGAGCCGGGUGGUGACUCUCCGGGCCGGGGUCGGCGGGGGCCGCGGCCGGGGCCGGGAGACGAGGCGGCGCAAGCGCUGGGCCGCAGAGGGCAGGGCGGCGGCCCCGAGGCGGGGGCCGACGGACUGAGCCGCGGGGAGCGAGGCCCUCGGCGCGCGGCGGUCCCCGAACUCAGCGCGCAGCCCGCGGGCAGCCCGCGGGCCAGCCUGGCGGGCUCCGACGGCGGCGGCGGCGGCAGCGGCAGCGCCCGCUCCAGCGGCAUCAGCCUGGGCUACGACCAGCGCCACGGCAGCCCGCGCUCCGGCCGCUCGGAUCCGCGCCCUGGCCCCGGGCCGCCGUCGGUGGGCAGCGCCCGCUCCAGCGUGUCCAGCCUGGGUUCCCGCGGCUCGGCCGGCGCCUAUCCCGACCUGCUUCUGCCCGGCGCCUGUUCCGCGCCGGCCCGCUCCCCGGAGCCUGCCGGGCAGGCCCCGUUCGCUCUGCCUUCAUUCCAGCUGCCUUCGGGCCGGGAGGGCGGCCCGAGCGCGGCGGAGCGGCGGCUGGAGGCACUGACCCGGGAGCUGGAGCGGGCGCUGGAGGCGCGCACGGCGCGGGACUACUUCGGCAUUUGCAUCAAGUGUGGCCUUGGCAUCUACGGAGCAAGGCAGGCGUGCCAGGCAAUGGGGAGCCUGUAUCACACCGAUUGCUUCACCUGCGACUCCUGUGGGAGACGACUUCGCGGGAAGGCAUUCUACAAUGUGGGUGAGAAAGUGUACUGCCAGGAGGACUUCCUGUACUCCGGGUUCCAGCAAACGGCUGACAAGUGUAGCGUGUGUGGACACCUCAUCAUGGAGAUGAUCCUGCAGGCCCUUGGCAAGUCCUACCACCCAGGCUGUUUCCGGUGCUCCGUGUGCAAUGAGUGCCUUGAUGGGGUGCCCUUCACUGUGGACGUGGAGAACAACAUCUACUGUGUCAGAGAUUAUCACACGGUUUUUGCACCAAAAUGUGCCUCCUGUGCCCGUCCUAUCCUCCCUGCACAGGGCUGUGAGACAACCAUCCGUGUGGUGUCCAUGGACAGAGACUACCACGUGGAAUGCUAUCACUGUGAGGACUGCGGGCUGCAGCUGAGCGGGGAGGACGGACGCCGCUGCUACCCCCUGGAGGGCCACCUGCUGUGCCGCCGCUGCCACCUGCGGCGCCUCCGGCCCGGCCCACUUCCCUCACCUGCUGUGCACGUCACGGAGCUCUGAGCGGGGCUGGGAGCCCGCCCUGGCGCUGUGUGUGUGCGCAUGUGUGUCCGUGUGCGUGUGUGCGCACGCGCGCGUGUCUCUCGACGCUCGCGCGGGCGACGGGUGACCCAGGUCAGUGCCCGAGCUUUGUGUCAGGGGGCGCGGCCGCCGACUCCCACCCCCACCCCUACCCCCACUUGCCACCGAGCUGCUGUCCGAGGGGCCGGCCCCGCGGCGAAGCUACUUAUAUUUAUUCACCUGUGUCUGUGCCUCCUCAAGCCGCUUCCUUCCGGGCUCCGCCUGCCUCCCGCCCCCGCCCCCGCCCCGUCCCCGGCCUUCUGUUUCGGGACCCCCUGCGCCCCGGGGCCUCGGGGGCGGGCUCCCAGACCGGCUGUGGGUUACGGGGCCGAAGAUGGCCAUUACCACGUGCAGGGGCGGGGUGCACCGCCCCCUUCCUCGACUGGCCUCGUGGCGGGAGCCCGUUUCCCUGUAUGGAAAGGGCCUGGGACCCCCCCUUCAAGAGAGCUCCCAGGGCGGGGUGUGGUCUGGCAGGCGGGGGGUGGCGGAGGGCACGCGUGUUUGUCUCAUAAGCGCCUUGCCCGUUGGUGGGUGGGAAGGAUGCCUUGUUUGGGUGGGGACACUGGAGGGGGUGAGGAAUGACACCCUUGGGAAGUCGGGCCUGCAAAGGAGUCCUGCUUUUGGCCAUUGUGGUCACUGCUUAUCUCGGCCACCGGCAUUCUGAUGGGUGUUUUCAGCCAUAAUCCCGCCCUGUCUCCCGUUCCUUGGCUCCUGGCUUGGAGACUGUCCCUCUCAAACCCUCCCCAUUCUCAGAAGGAAAAAGAACACCUUCUCAUGCAGAAUUCAGCCACAGGUGUCACCGCGAGGGGGCACCCUGCCCACCUGUUGCAGGAAAGCAGUGUGUAUCAGGCUCCACGACAAAAGCAAAUGAUUUGACUUAAAUUAAGUUUUUUCUUUGAGAAUAUUUUCAUUUUCUUUAAAAAGAAUAUAGUUUUCUUCUAAAAACUUGGCCCACGGUUGUUAUUUCUUAGGAAAAUUACAAGAAACUCACAAAUGUCCAAUUUGUAUAUCGUAUAGCCAGUGUUCAAGCGGUAAAACGUCGUUUUAACUAUUUUUGUAUAAAUUCCUCUAAAAUCUCAAAAUAAUGUGUUUGCUUUUCAGACUUUAGAA